AUGUCAAGGGUUCCAAGUCCUCCACCUCCGGCAGAAAUGUCGAGUGGCCCUGUAGCUGAGAGCUGGUGCUACACACAGAUCAAGGUAGUGAAAUUCUCCUACAUGUGGACCAUCAAUAACUUUAGCUUUUGCCGGGAGGAAAUGGGUGAAGUCAUUAAAAGUUCAACCUUUUCAUCAGGAGCCAAUGAUAAACUGAAAUGGUGUUUGCGGGUAAACCCAAAAGGACUAGAUGAAGAAAGCAAAGAUUACCUGUCACUUUACCUGUUACUCGUCAGCUGUCCAAAGAGUGAAGUUCGAGCAAAAUUCAAAUUCUCCAUCCUAAAUGCCAAGGGAGAAGAAACCAAAGCUAUGGAGAGUCAACGGGCAUAUAGGUUUGUGCAGGGGAAAGACUGGGGAUUCAAAAAAUUCAUCCGUAGAGAUUUUCUCUUGGAUGAGGCCAAUGGGCUUCUUCCUGAUGACAAGCUUACCCUCUUCUGUGAGGUAAGUGUGGUGCAAGAUUCUGUCAACAUUUCUGGCCAGAAUACCAUGAAUAUGGUGAAGGUUCCUGAGUGCCGGUUGGCAGAUGAAUUAGGAGGACUGUGGGAGAACUCCCGGUUCACAGACUGUUGUUUGUGUGUUGCUGGCCAGGAAUUCCAGGCUCACAAAGCUAUCUUAGCAGCUCGUUCUCCAGUUUUUAGUGCCAUGUUUGAACAUGAAAUGGAGGAAAGCAAAAAGAAUCGGGUUGAAAUCAAUGAUGUGGAGCCUGAAGUUUUUAAGGAAAUGAUGUGCUUCAUUUACACGGGGAAGGCUCCGAACCUCGACAAAAUGGCUGAUGAUUUGCUGGCAGCUGCUGACAAGUACGCCUUGGAGCGUUUAAAGGUCAUGUGUGAGGAUGCCCUCUGCAGUAAUCUCUCCGUGGAGAACGCCGCAGAAAUUCUCAUCCUGGCUGACCUCCACAGCGCGGAUCAGUUGAAAACUCAGGCAGUGGAUUUCAUCAACUACCAUGCUUCGGAUGUCUUGGAGACCUCCGGGUGGAAGUCAAUGGUAGUGUCACAUCCCCAUUUGGUGGCUGAGGCAUACCGCUCUCUGGCUUCAGCACAGUGCCCGUUUCUGGGACCCCCACGCAAGCGCCUGAAGCAGUCCUAA
This is a messenger RNA of Rangifer tarandus platyrhynchus (Svalbard reindeer), 1125 nucleotides long. Lineage: Eukaryota; Metazoa; Chordata; Mammalia; Artiodactyla; Cervidae. The record is from the annotation of a GenBank genome assembly.